Branchiostoma floridae (Florida lancelet) is the source of this 1377-nucleotide messenger RNA. RefSeq lists its product as uncharacterized. Bases 233 to 1207 code for a protein of 324 amino acids. Gene Ontology annotation, cellular component: membrane. Lineage: Eukaryota; Metazoa; Chordata; Leptocardii; Amphioxiformes; Branchiostomatidae. The record is from RefSeq and is a predicted model, not a curated record. The transcript is spliced from 4 exons.
CCUUACAUGGACGCAUGGACGAAAAGUUGUCCUCUCGGUCAGCGACACCACGGACAGUUUAGCUAAUUAAACAUUACGUGUGCUUCCGACAACAAUCGUCUUUACAACGACUCGACAGCUCUCCGACUUCUUACGAAAGACGGGUCGACACAAAGUCCGCAGAGUUCUAAGCUUAGGCCACGUCAGCUAUAGGACCCCCGUCUCUCAGAGACCACAACACGAGACAACAGCGAUGGACGAAAGAAACAACGCCUCUACGGAAUUUAUAGACAAGUAUGCCAAAAAGCCGAGGAAACGGACAUCCAGCACUAUAGCAGGCCCCAUGUGGUCUAUACUGUCGGGAGUCUUGUCGGCCCUGUCGGCCACGUUGCUACAGCUUGCCGCCGGAGUCCCUCUCUUCCACACGAUCGUGGUCCGGUGCACCGUCCAACUCCUGGCGGCGGUGGUCGUGCUCUGGGCCCGAGGAGGAUCCGACUUCGCCACGGUGAAAAGACGGACUCUACCCUGGUUGGCACUACGUGGUCUGGUGGCUUUUAUAGCAUUCUGUGCCAAUGACUACGCCAGUACUACUUUACCCCUAGGAGAAGCCAUCGCGAUUCGCCAGACGAGCCCCAUCUUCACAGCGUUCCUGGGUUUCCUGUUCUUCCACGAACCCGUCGGUGGCCUCGAAAUCCUGCUGGCGGGCAUGUGCUGGCUGGGAGUAACCCUAAUCUCAAGUUCGCAAGCCGCAGAUUCGCACGAUGACCUUAACCCCGACUUAACGACGAAAACGUUGAAGGUCACGGUAGCGAUCGUGGGGGCCAUGUCAGCCGCUUUGGCUUUCUUAGUGGUUGGUAAGCUCUCAAGGAGGGACAAAGUCUCGACAAACGUCUUGGUUUUCGUCCGAUGUCUUGUGACGACGGUCUUGUCGGUAGGGUCGAACGUGGUGUUCUUUGGCGGAAUGGGUGACGUCAUUAAUAUGACUGGGUUAAACGUCAUCUUGCUGGUGACGUCAGCACUAUGUGAUCUUGGAAGUAACUUCUCCCUGACCAAAGGUUUAUCCAUGUCCAAGGUGGCCUCACACUCCGUCAUCCUCCGGAACUCUAACGUUCUGGUCUCCUUUUUGAUCCAGAUCGUGGUGUUCAGUGAUUUCCCGACCAUGCAGAGUCUGGCAGGCGCCGCCGUCAUAGUUGUAUCCGGUGUCGUCACCGCCGUCAACAGUAGAUGAUGGUAGUCCACUCUUAAGGUGGCAUCUCACUGCACUUGGGGCACCGGUGCGGCACUGCGGGGUUCGUUCACUGCUCUGUUCGUUCGUUCACGAUAUACCCGGCCAAGAGGUGCUAUCGCUAUGAACAUUACUUCAGUGACCAAAGUGGCCCAUAUGGCUUUGCACCGCGA